Molecule: messenger RNA, 936 nt
Organism: Colletotrichum scovillei
Lineage: Eukaryota; Fungi; Ascomycota; Sordariomycetes; Glomerellales; Glomerellaceae
Product: carboxymethylenebutenolidase
Exons: 3
Coding region: 1-936 (311 amino acids)
Biological process (GO): polyketide metabolic process
Source: RefSeq, a predicted model, not a curated record
AUGUAUGCGGAUAUCAGCAAGCCCCCUGCGCCACUGCCAAAGGCUGAAUCACAGUGCAUCAGCGAGGGCAUCACGUUGCUACCGCCGCUCUCGCGCCGAGGCUAUGGAAAGGGCCUCAUUAUACUGCAACAUGAUUCGACGCAACACCUGGAAGUUGUUGAAGGAGUCCCCUCUGCUCUCAUCAAGUGGGCGGAAGAGGGUUUCGUCGUGGUGGAGAUCCAAGCCAAGGCGUUGACUAAUCCAAGCCUUGCCACAGAUGUCUUACAGACUGCUUUGAAAGCAUUGAAGGACUGCAGCAAGCUGGAGAAAGAUAGCAAGGUCGGAGUCGUCGCAUUUGACCCAACGUUAUGGAAUCAGAUCGCUGGGGUGGCUUGCAUCUUCCCGGAUAUCGUGGGAGCUGUUGUAUACGCAGAUUCCAGUGAUGAAAGUAUCCUCAAGAAAUCCAAGAUCCCCAUGUUGUGUCACCUUGCUGGUGGCCAAGCACCGCCUGAGGCAAAGAAGACCGAGGGCAUCACCACGUAUCGAUACGCAAAGGCUAAGUCACUCAGGCUUGCGACGCCAUUUCAUGAAGAUUUUGAUUACUGGUCAGAGUCUCUGUCUCACACCAGAAAUUUGACAUUUCUCAAGCCGCUUAUUGGCGGGCCGUACUUCGAUCUCGAGGCUAUCUGGGAUGAGCAUACAUAUUAUGAGUUCGCGGACCGCUCUGUUGAGCAUACCAUGAGCACCAUGGUUGAUCAACCAUACGUGAACCAUGUUCCCACACUGACGGGUGGCAUCGGACGAGGGCCAUUGACACAAUUCUACCGCAACAACUUCAUUUUCAAUAACUCUCAAGACACAGAGUUAGAACUCAUCAGCCGCACACUCGGUAUUGACCGGGUUGUGGACGAGUUCAUCUACAAGUUCACACAUGACACGGUGGUCGAUUGGCUGUGA